AUGGAGCCUAUUAUACAUACAAUCUUCGAAAAACAGACGGGAACCUGGCAAUACAUCGUGGCCUGCCCGAAUACUCGUCAAGCAGUCAUCAUCGACCCAGUACUCAACUUGAGUCUGUCAGAAUUCAAAAUCACAACUACAUCCGCCGACGAGCUUCUAGCAGUCGCAGAAACCAACAAUUACACCAUCACACGUCUUCUCGAGACACACGCCCACGCAGACCACCUCACGGCUGCAUUCUACCUUCAACAACGCCUACUCGCGCAAAAUAAACCCAAAGCCCUCAUCAGCACGGGCCGGCGCAUUCGACAAGUCCAGGAGACAUUCGCUGCCAAGUACGCCGUUCCCAACGCAGAACUAGAGCAAGCAUUUGACCACCUCUUCGAUGAUGACGAGACAUUCACCAUCGGCGAUAUCACCGCCCAAGUGCUUCACCUGCCAGGCCACACACCCGAUCACAGCGGGUACAAAAUCGGCAGCAAUGUCUUCACGGGAGACUCCAUCUUUAACCCCGACGUGGGCAGCGCGCGAUGCGAUUUCCCCAAUGGCGAUGCAAAUGCCCUGUACAACUCGAUGCAGAAACUACUAGCACUACCAUCUCACUACAAGUUGUACACGGGACACGACUAUCCCCCCGCAGACUCUGGCCGUGAGCCUCUUCCAUUCGUGACGGUUGCAGAACAACUAGAAGGGAAUAAGCAUGUGAAGAAGGGGACCACUAAAGAAGAAUUUGUUGACUGGCGACGAAAGCGCGAUGCGAGCUUGAAUGAACCGCGACUUUUGCAUCAGGCGUUGCAGGUCAAUAUUCGAGGGGGUCGGUUCCCGGAGAGUUCGGAUGGGAGUCAAAGGACGUUUCUUCAGGUGCCCUUUCACAUUCCUCAGUUUCGUUGA
Molecule: messenger RNA, 891 nt
Organism: Penicillium cataractarum
Lineage: Eukaryota; Fungi; Ascomycota; Eurotiomycetes; Eurotiales; Aspergillaceae
Product: MBL fold metallo-hydrolase
Exons: 1
Coding region: 1-891 (296 amino acids)
Biological process (GO): hydrogen sulfide metabolic process; glutathione metabolic process
Molecular function (GO): sulfur dioxygenase activity
Source: RefSeq, a predicted model, not a curated record